GCGAGAGGCACAAAGUUCAAAGACCAACACGGUAAUUUUAGAAAAAAAGACUAUCCCCUCUCUAGCUACUUGUUUCACACGAAAGACUUGGCCGACGAGUUGUUUCAAACUGUACCUUGAACGAGAAGUCAUCACAAAUCGCACUUGUAAAAGAUGAAGCACUUCUUCCGCACGGUGCUUGCCGUAUCGGCACUCUCCACGCAUGUUGACGCCAAGGCCCGCAAAGCGAAAAUCGGGAUGGCGGACACGAUUCGAGGUAGAGCUUCUCACUCCAAAGUCCAUGACGGAUGUUGCCGCAUUCCCUUGUAAGUGUAUGUAAAUCUGGCAUGCCAUAGCUCCACUUGAAUGACAAAGUCUGAAGUGACAUCAAACAAUCAACGACGAUUUUUUGCAAAUCAUGAUUCGUGGUAUAAUUGUUCCCACCGCCCCUAGGUACCUGCGUGAACCCCCCGCAAGAGGCCGACCUGCGCGAGCGUGUGGAGUACGGCGACAAGAUCGAAAUCAAGCUCUCCGCGUACACCGACAAUCCGGAGAGUAAGGAUGGUUUGGAGUACUCCGUGGACAAAGCCCUGCAGACCAUCACCGUCGGCCGGGCGAACGUGCCGGUCCUCAACGAGAUGACGCUGGGCAUGUGCCCCAACGAGAUCCGCCGCAUCAUGACCUGGAUCAACCCCAAGCACAAAAUCGGCCCGCUGGCGUACAAAGACUUUUACUAAAUUUACGAAAUAUUUGCUUCUUUUCGUUUCGUGAUGCAAAAUGUGUACAGUACUCGGAGAAACCGCAUUGUUUUUGAUGUCAGAUUGGAUCAUUUUGUGCAUGAUUUGUAUCCAAGAAGAACAUACUGCAGGUACAUGGUGGAGGUGGUGAAAAUCGUGGCAAAAAAGGCAAUAUCCUUUGCAAAAGUAUCGCUCACGUAAAUGCGGCCAUUUGAUUUUGUAGCGUUUCGCGUUCGAAAACGCGCCCCAUGCAUAAUGUUGAGCUCCUACGCUUUGCUUUUGAAAAAAGCUGUCCCACGACGUAUGGAUCAUUCCUGAGCGAUACAUCUUUUGCACUGCAUAGACGCUGCAGGCCGGUGGCCCGGGCGGAUUUGAUGAGUUGUAGAAUGUUUCUGUUAUGACGCGACGUUGAUUGACGUCACGUUGUUGACGCAUGGCAAUGUCAAUCUUUCAUUUGUUUUUCGUUUCAUCUGUUUCUUUCUGUUUGUGAAUGAAUUUGCUUUCCUCUCUUUUUAAACUCAAGUUUUUCGCUCGUGGCGGUGACCUAGAAUUUCAUUGGACAAAACUUUUGGAAAGGCGAGUAAGACUUGAGAAUUUUUCUCCAUGUAAUGAACCACGACCAGACUGAAGUUUUUCUCUUUUUGACUUUGUGUCUACGAGGACGAUUUUGUAAAAUGAAAAAACAUGAUAUUGGGUGAUUGCAACGGGGGUAUCCGCCUCACAAGUUUCUUUGUGCUUCGUUACAACCGUCCGGAAAAACAAAACUUUCUUGCCACUCAAAAACCGUCUUUGUUUCUCGAUUUUUUUAUGAACUAGUUGCGAACUUACUUUUUUCGAGAUAUUAUGACAGGAAGGUGGAAUUCAAUUACUACACCCCCAGUUUUAUGCUCGGGACCUCGCACUGAAAGGCAAAGGUUGCGUGUUCUACUUCCUGGGGCGAUCAUGCAACGGAUUCAUGGUAGGCCGCCAACGCCUCAACCUCAAGUACUUAAAGAUCCCGUAUACCGGAUGUUGAACAGCACUUGAAAAAGAUCUCUUGAAAACGUACAGCUUGAGUUUGUACCUCCUCUGCUGAAGUAUCUACACGUCGAUCGAUCGAGACGCAAGCGGAGCAUCAAUCACAUAUCGCCGAAAAAAAGAUGGGGACUUCCGAUCUCCCGACACAUCGCCAGCACCUGGGCCCAACGCUCGACCAGGCGGUGCUUCCCGAUCGCGAGCCACCCGUCUGCGUCUUCCACGUGCGCCUAUAUUUCGUCGGGAUCGGGAC
Molecule: messenger RNA, 1983 nt
Organism: Amoebophrya sp. A120
Lineage: Eukaryota; Dinophyceae; Syndiniales; Amoebophryaceae
Source: the annotation of a GenBank genome assembly